AUGGAGCAGCCGCUCUCACGUACAGCGAGUUCUGAGAGCACACGGUCAUGGCAACAACUCUCCAGUGCAAGCGGCGCAUCAGCAGCAGGUCGCAAGGCAAGAUGGAGCGAGCCCGAGACUGGCGGAAGCAACGUAGAGCGUCCCAGUGUGUCAGUCCCCGCGCAUGGUGCAGCGGCGAUUCGACAGAGCCUGCCUGCGCGCCGCCCCUCCAAGGCAUCUGAUAGCAGUCUCUUUGAGUAUUUUGGACAUGCCUGGUCUGGCUCUGCUGUCGACGACUCGGAUGCCACGCCAACGCUAGAGAGCACCCGGGGAAGUCUUGCCAGUGCCCCAGUAAAUCCUCUGCUGCUGCCGGAUUCUUUCCGACAUCCGCGAUCUGACGUCGGCACUGCAGCAGCCACAGAGUCGAAGCGAUUGUCUAUAUCUUCUUUUGUGUCGGCCAUCUCCAAUCGCGGAUACAGUUGGAGUGGGAAAACUUCGGUAACGGGCUCUGAACCGGAAGCCAGGAUGGAGAACCCACACGGCACCACGACGGCCACCUCGUCGCUCUCCGUCACUACCUCGAGCCAAAAUGGCAGUCUCGGCACAAAAGCGUCGCCUACGCAAUUGUUAUUUCCACAGGACCAAGCAGCCAGCAAUCCGUCCGCCAGCCCCAACACCGCCCCAGUCCUCCCCGCGUCUCCCCACACUGGCCAACCGCCUCUGUCAACGCAGCCCCGCCGCUCACGAAGCCGGACAGCGCAGAGACGCAUCAGCGGAAGCACAGCUACUAGCAGCAGCCCGGCAAGCCGAGAAAUGAGGGAGAAGAAGCCGACAAAGGGCAUAAUUGGUGUAUGUGCACUCGAGUCCAAAGCUCGUAGUAAGCCUGCGCGCAACAUCUUUGGCAAGUUGGUGGAUGAGUUUGAGGUCAAGAUCUUUGGCGACAAGAUCAUCCUAGAUGAGGCUGUGGAGAACUGGCCAGUGUGCGACUUCCUCAUCUCCUUCUUCUCUGAUGGCUUCCCACUCGACAAGGCCAUUGCCUACACCCGGCUGCGCAAGCCCUUCUGCGUAAACGACCUACCUAUGCAACAGGUGCUAUGGGAUCGCCGCCUGUGUCUUGGUAUACUGGAUAAGCUCAGCGUUCCCACACCAAAGCGCAUUGACGUCAGUCGAGAUGGCGGACCGAAGCUACCGUCAGCUGAAUUUGCCAAGGCGUUGUAUGAAAGAACAGGCCUGAAGCUGGAAGGACCUGAAGACGGCACUGGUGGAGGGUUUCAGGCUCCGAAGAAUAUUGAACUCAUCGACGAUAACAACACUAUCCGCGUCGACGGUGUUACCCUUACAAAGCCAUUUGUGGAGAAGCCAGUGAGCGGUGAAGACCACAACAUUCACAUCUACUUCCACAAAAAAGAUGGCGGUGGUGGCCGGAGAUUGUUUAGGAAGAUCAACAACAAGAGCUCGGAAAAGGAUGAGACCCUCGACGUACCGAGGGCAAUCCUUGAACCGACAGGCAGCUACAUCUACGAGCAAUUCCUGCAAGUGGAGAAUUCUGAAGAUGUCAAAGCCUACACGGUCGGACCAAACUUCUGUCAUGCCGAGACCAGAAAGUCUCCAGUGGUUGAUGGUCUUGUUAAGCGCAACCCAAGCGGCAAGGAAGUUCGAUAUGUCACGAAACUGAGCGAGUCAGAGGCGGCCAUUGCAGCCAAAAUCUCAGAAGGAUUUGGCCAGCGAGUGUGUGGGUUCGAUCUACUGCGCACUGGAGACCAGAGCUACGUUAUCGAUGUAAACGGCUGGAGCUUUGUGAAAGAUAAUGGCGAUUAUUAUGACAAGGCAGCCAACAUCCUAAAAGACAUGUUCCUGAAGGAGAUUGCGCGUAAACAACGCAAAGACGCCGCUCAACACGCUGCUGCCGACGCGCAAGCCGGUACAGACAUCCCUACGAAGGGCUCUUCGGGCCACCGUAAGACUCUUGGGAAGCUCUUCAAGAGUCCCAGUAUGUCAAGAAUGGGAAACCAUACUCACAAUCUCCAACAUAUGCGGCAGUCCAACACUAUGCCUUCGUCACCCGACACAUCACUCAGUUCUACACCUAUCGCAUCCUCACCUAGUUUUGAGAAACCCAAUCCUACCGCAGUGCUGAGCCCUACAGCUUUCACUUCUACAUCAACGCCCGAAGGCCCGGCAUCUGAGCCGGACAUCACGCUUCCGCCUGCAUUCGAAGAAGACGAUCUGCAACUUGAACCGGAAAGGUCAAUGUCAGAAGAUCAUCUGGAGGUACCCCCUCCGGCAACGGCGGCGCAGUGGAAGCUCAAAGGUGUUGUGUCAGUCAUUCGACAUGCAGAUCGCACUCCGAAGCAGAAGUUCAAGUACACCUUCCACUCUAAGCCAUUCGUCGACCUGCUCAAAGGCCACCAGGCCGAAGUGCUACUGAUUGGGGAGAUAGCGUUGCAAAGUGUGAGUGAUGCCGUCAAGCUGGCUAUGGACGAAGGUCUGGAGGACCCAAAGAAGCUGCGCGAGCUCCAAUUGUAUCUGAACAAGAAAGGCGCGUGGCCUGGAACUAAAGUGCAAAUCAAGCCAAUGUUCCGGAAAAGAAGAAAGGAAGAGCUGCUACCAGGAGAGACUUUGCCUGAAGAGACUCCUGAAGCACAAAAGCUGGAGUCAACUGCUGAGGCCAAGGAAACGACUGGGCCUACUGACGAGGACGACAGACCCGAGCCGCUUAAGAACAGGAGUGAUUCCAUGUCUGGUGUUACCUUGUCCCGUAUUACCGCGCAAGAUAACAACAUGGUGCUGGAUAAGCUACAACUGAUCAUCAAAUGGGGAGGUGAGCCGACGCACUCCGCUCGACACCAAACACAGGACAUGGGCGCGAACUUCCGCAAUGACCUUCUGUUGAUGAACCGGGAUGUGCUAGAUGAUGUUCAUAUCUUCAGCAGCUCGGAGCGACGAGUUACCACCAGUGCGCAGAUAUUCGGAGCGUCGUUCUUGGAGAAGGAGCAAUACCAAUCUGAACACAUCUCAGUCCGCAAGGACCUUCUAGACGACUCGAACGCGGCAAAGGAUGUCAUGGACAAGGUGAAGAAGAAACUCAAGACUUUGCUACGCGCAGGCGACAAAGCCCCACCUCAGUUUGCGUGGCCAAAAGACGUGCCAGAGCCCUACAUUGUCGUUCGGCAAGUGGUGGAUCUGAUGAAGUUUCAUCAGCGCGUUAUGAACCACAACUUCAAGAAGAUCGAAUCUGAAGCGAUCUCGUCGCUAGCUGCACUCGCAUCUCCACCGGGCGGAGCACAGCCGUCAGGGCAGUCUCAGUACACUAAUGUUAACCAUAUCCAAUCACGUUGGUGCUGUAAUGAGGGCCCUGAACUAUUCAAAGAACGGUGGGAGAAGUUGUUCAAGGAAUUUGGAGACGCUGAUAAAGUCGAUCCAAGCAAGAUAUCUGAGCUGUACGACACAAUGAAGUUCGACGCUUUGCACAACCGCGCCUUCCUUGAAUGGGUGUUCACGCCUGACGCCAGCUUUGUGGAUGAAGACUCAGUUGCGGACGGAUCGAAACAGACAACACCCGACAACAGUUCCGGCAAGUCGAUAUCAGUUGGUCCGGGCCCAUCAGAAGCUCAGCUGAAGGCGGAGGCGAAAGAGAAGGAGCAAAGCACAGAGAAGACCCACGAGCGUGGUAGCCUCUCCCAUCGUAUGGGUUUCAGGCGCAAGUCCGAGCUUACAGUUAAAGCUCCGGCGCCUCCGUCAUAUGUACACGAGUCGUACUUCAAGCUAUAUUCUGGUCUCGGGACUGCGGCCUCCAAGGCACAGACCGAUGCGCGACUUGUCAAGCUACGGCCACAGGAAUAUGGGAUUGAGAGCGAGGAGAAACUGGAGAUUGGCCUGCUUACAUCGCUUCCAUUACUCAAGGAGAUUGUUGGGGACCUGGAAGAGCUUCAGGCGUCCGACAUGCCGAAGAGCUUCUUCUACUUCACCAAGGAAUCACACAUCUACACACUGCUCAACUGCAUCUUAGAGGGCGGUAUCAAGACCAAGAUCGAACGCAAUGCUAUUCCAGAGCUCGAUUACUUGUCGCAGAUCAACUUUGAGCUCUACGAGUCGGAGAAUGCCAGUAUCGAUGACAAACCGCACACCUUCAACUACAGUAUUCGCAUCACGCUAUCGCCAGGUUGCCAUGCCUUCGCCCCACUUGAUGUCCAACUGGACUCACGCCAUAUGAUUGGCUUCGCACCCCGUCGCAGCCUCACUCUUCACCAAGACUGGAAAGAGGUCCUUGAGACUCUUCGCGCAAAGUUCCAUACCGUCAAACUUCCCAAAUCCUUUGUCGCCAUUGAUCUCAGCGAGAAGGUCCCCGAGGCUUUCGACCGUAGCACGAACGGGAAGGGCAAAGAGCAUAACAUGACAGAGAGUGAAGAACGGGGUCGAUCAGAUGAGAGGGACGAAGACGCUUCGCACAUACCCAUUGCAAACGAGAAGGGCGAAAUAAUAAGCCCUGGAGAGAUCGUGAGUCCAGAGCGCCUGGCGCUGAGCAAAGAGAUCAGCCCAGCAGGCCUGCCGCCACCUGUGCUAGACCUAGAGAAGGAGUAA
Messenger RNA from Alternaria atra, 4560 nucleotides. RefSeq lists its product as uncharacterized. The transcript has 5 exons. The coding region runs from base 1 to 4560 and encodes 1519 amino acids. Gene Ontology annotation, biological process: inositol metabolic process; inositol phosphate biosynthetic process. Gene Ontology annotation, molecular function: diphosphoinositol pentakisphosphate kinase activity; 5-diphosphoinositol pentakisphosphate 1-kinase activity; inositol hexakisphosphate kinase activity. Gene Ontology annotation, cellular component: cytosol. NCBI's taxonomy places the organism in Eukaryota, Fungi, Ascomycota, Dothideomycetes, Pleosporales, Pleosporaceae. The record is from RefSeq and is a predicted model, not a curated record.